Molecule: messenger RNA, 3509 nt
Organism: Microdochium trichocladiopsis
Lineage: Eukaryota; Fungi; Ascomycota; Sordariomycetes; Xylariales; Microdochiaceae
Exons: 2
Coding region: 465-3428 (987 amino acids)
Biological process (GO): protein phosphorylation
Molecular function (GO): ATP binding; protein kinase activity
Source: RefSeq, a predicted model, not a curated record
GCCAGCCCGCCUAGCAAGGAUGAAAUGCGGUGGGAAGCCCAGCACUUUCUACUCUGAGCACUCCGCCGCAUCUUCUGAGCCUGGCUAUCCUGUCUAACCGUUUUCUUCUAUUCAGCCCUGCGAGCAUUCAUCCCCUUGCCGUCAUGACAGGGCAAUAACUGCGAAGGUCUCCGCUGUGCACUCAGCACAGCCCCCUCGCAGCAAGACAGCUGCAACCCCCGGUCACUGGUUAUUGCAAGGCUGCGUGGCUGAGUCAGAAUGGUGCACUCGAUCGAAUGCUUGCUGCUCGGGUGUCGGCCACCCCGCCUGCCUGACCUGCACCUUUUCUCCUAACCUUUUGUUCGUGGGCUCUCGUCGCGCCGUCAUCCGCUGACUAGUCACCGUCAAGCGAUCUCGCCCGUUCAGAGGCUCUUGGCGUCCGUGAUGCGCCUCCGAGCCUAUCAACAGAUGUCUCUUGUGCAACGAUGCCCAGGUUCGAGGACUUCCCCGACAUCGUGCGCGACGCCCUGGUCGAGACCGAAUCCAUAGACGAGCACACGACGAGGCACGUGCGAUACGAAGCCGGGCGGUCUGCGCGCCAGCGUCGAGUCCGCAAAGAAGAACAAUGGAAGAGAUCCCGCCGACUGGGCCAAGGGGCUUAUGGCACGGUCUACCUCGAGAGUUGCAGCGAGGACGAUGGGAGCAGCAGAGUCAGAGCCGUCAAGGAGAUUAGCAAGUGUGUUAACUAUGGCGAGGAGCUGGACUACUGGCGAGAGCUGGAAGCGAUCUUUAAGUUCUCACAUCCGAACGUCAGUCAUGGUUCCUCUCGUCCAGCAUCAUAUCUUCUUGCAGAGACAGCAUCUACCAUGGAGACUAAUCCGGGAUCAUUCACACAACGUAGUACUCGCACUGCUUCGUCACUGCCAGUGGAUGGUACGAAAAGGACAGCUCGAUCUGUAUCAUCAUGGAAUAUUGGAAGCCCGGUGACCUCCAUAACAACACGCGCCCCUCUUCCAGAAACAGAGGCGCAGCAGAUCACAGCCCAGAUAGUAGAAGGUCUUGUCUUUAUGCACGGCAAUCAGUUCGUGCACAGGGAUUUGAAACCGAGCAACGUCAUGGUCGUCAAUCCCGGGCCCGACUGGUUUGUCAAGAUCGCAGAUUUCGGAACGAGCAAGAGGCGACAAGCGGAGGUCACGACCCUGCACACGAUGCAUCGAGGCACUACCGGCUAUGCCGCGCCCGAGAUUUUUGGCUUUUGCCAGCACGGGGGAAACGCUUCCUACACGUUCACGGUGGAUAUCUGGUCAUUGGGGGCCAUGAUAUAUAAGCUUUGCACUUUUCGUCUAGCUUUUGAGGACCUCGGAGAACUGGCUCGGUAUGCAGCAGGGACCUUCGACUUCCCCAUGGCGCGGCUGGAGGCGAUAGGCUUGUCCAAACAAGGCUGCGAAUUCAUUCUAGGUCUCAUGUCGCCACAACCGGAGGAACGGCCGUCUGCGCUAUCAACACAGAAUAGUGCAUGGUUGACACAGCACGUCCGCGACAAAGACAGCGGCGUGGGUGCGCAUAGAAGUCGUCCAAGCGAGCCGGUACGGGAACCAACCAUACCUACAGCGACAAACCAGGACGCAGGAAAUGGGUCUGCCGAGGCACCGACCAUACGCCACCGGAACUAUUGCGCGCCUUAUAUUGAGGACGGAAUAGAUGAGGGAAGCAUUGGGGAGCUGCCUAACCUCCCAGUCGAUUCCAGAACCAUUCUGAAGACUUCUGGGCAAGAGACGUUGGGACCAGGAAUUGCGGAAUCUCAAACUGCGAAGGACCAUGCAGCCAAGAACAACGAAACACAACUGGAUGUCCGGCAACAGGCCACAGAAACGGGCACUAUGCUGAUUGCACGAUCUGAAGAUCCAGUACUUAGGUUAGACAACACCACGACUUACGAGCCAGACUGCCCCGUAACACCGUCGUGUCCAACGAGCUCGGACCUGGCCGUUGAGGUGAUUGCUACUGCGAAGACGCCUUUGGAACAUUCGGAGUACCCCCCAUUGCAGCUGCAACGGAGCUGCGGGAUAUGUCAGAGGACGCUCACUUACAUCAUCACGGAGCCGCUCGGCUGUGGGCAUCACAUCUGUCACGCUUGUCUAUUCCUCCAACUCCUGGGACGUCUAUUGAGCCCCUGGACCGCAUCCAUCGGGUGCUGCUUGACUCACAUCAACUGGACUUGUUAUAAGCGGAUCCUCCUCGGGCCAGGACUGGCCGAGCUCGAAUAUCAGUUUCGACUAACGCAGUGGAAUCUUUGGAACUGCCCGACAGGGCUCCAUGGUACCGUUCGCCUCUCAAUGUUGAAAAACAAGAGUUCUUUCGCAAUGGAUCCCAAGGCGGUCUGCGUUCCCUGUGGUAUAGCGCGCGGCGUAUUUUGCCAGCGGUGCAGAGUACCGUGGCAUGGGAGCGACUGCCCCAAAUUUAAGGUCCUUCAGCGAGCUUUCCACGAUUUGAUGCUCGCAAGUGAGCCGGAGUACCACCUUUCGCCACUUGUAAGGGUGGUAGAGGAUACUUUGCUACUAGAGGACACUCUUCGCAGCGGUCACGGUCCCGCCGGACUUGCACGCCGACCCGCUUUGGGCUCUUAUCAAGAACAUGACCAUCUUCCAGCUUCAAAUGUGCGCUACGAGGAGCCGAGCUACUCAUACGAACGAGCCACCAGGACUAAAUCCAGACAGCGCCCUGAAGCGCAUCAUGUCCGGGGUAAUAGCGGUGUUGGCUCUGUCCUCCGUCGCUAUACUAUCAACCUUUCAGACAGCGACUUGGCGUCAGAAACCGCAGUUAAAGAGAAAGAUAGCGAGCCUGAUGGCAUAUAUCACAUACACAGCGGUUACGGCGAUGAUGAGAAGGACACCAAAGAAGAUGACUCUUGGACAUCUGACUGGUCAGCAGAGUCCAAGAUUGUGAACUACCCCGAGAGCGCCAGCGAUUCGCGCGCAAUAUUUGUCAAAGAGGGCAAGCGUGAGGCGAUGAAAAAGAGACAGCCCAAAGGAAGAGAAACUGAGAAGAGCAGGGGUCGAGAGAACACACACGGAGCGGGCAGCAACCCAAUUGUCCAAAAGCCCUUUUACUUUCGAGAUUUUUAUGCGGUGCCCCUUCGACCCAGUUCUCUGACAAAAGCCAAUUUGCAGCGACUUGGGACUGAGUCAUGGGCUCAUACUAGCAGUUUGGAGAAAGGCAAAUUGAGCAGUGACCGAAGACGUUCGGGUGCCAACCUCGACAGAGUCGCAACUGUCUCAACGUCUUCGCCGUGGAAGCUGACGGCGGCUUCACUAUCGCGGCUGGAGGAAGAAGAGGGGUUCGACCAAAUUCCAUGGUACUCCAGUAACAGAUCCAGCUCCGAAGACGUGGAGGUGGGAUCAUCGGAUGGGAGGUUUGUAGUUUCGUAUAUCGCAUCAAAAAAGGGCUAGGAAGAUGUACGAGAUGCUUGAUAGACCUUCCAUGCUUCCACAGUUGAAUAGCAGUUAGCCCUAGAGUUCCAGAGGACGCGU